AUGUCCGCAGCCUGGCUCACCUCCCCGGUUCAACUGACAGGGAGUCGUGAGUUCACUUGCGAUGGUUUCACCACGGAACAAUGUGAAUACUACGUGCAUCGGUGGCAUUUUUGGUACAUUGCAGACCACGUCUACUCGCUGCCAACAAUAGCAUUUUUCAUGUGUUUAAUUGGAAUCUUCAUCAUUGGCCAUUUCAUAUCAUCGCAACUGCUGGGCUAUCGAAGGUUUCACGGCCCUCGUGCAUGGCAGAGAUUGAUCGCCGUGAUCCGAUAUUUAUCUUACCGUGGCUUCCACGUCAAGGCACUACGAUGGAAUUCGGCUCCCUUAGGAGUUCUAUUACUGGGUGCCGCAGGAACUGUAUUUUUCUUUUGCAUGGACCUCAUUCCUCAACCCUACUAUUGGCCAAGUCUUGAUUUUGGUGGUUCACCCCCACUGGCAACCAGGUCUGGCUGGAUGGCUCUGGCAUGCAUGCCGUUUAUCUUCGCGACCGCCACAAAGACGAAUUGGAUCACACUCCUCACAGGUGUUUCACAUGAGAAGCUUCAGGUGUUCCACCGAUGGAUCUCCUACGCAUUUUUCAUUCUUGCACUAUUGCACACAUUCCCGUUUAUCGUCUAUCAUAUAAGGUUCCAUGACAUGAUGAUGCAAGUGGAGAUGAGCCUCCUGUUCUACUGGACAGGCAUUGUCGCCAUCAUCUUCCAGACUUGGCUUACCUUUGCAUCUCACAGUGUUAUCCGGAAAUUUGGCUACGAAUUUUUCAAGGCGACGCACUUCUUCGCCGCUGUCAUGUUCGUUCUUAUCUUCUUUUGGCACUGCGAUUAUACUCUCACGUCUUGGCACUACUUCAUCGCGACGGCAGCCGUAUACGUACCUUGCUUCAUAUUCCCCAUGUUACGGACCUGCUUCGAGUACGGUCUCCGGCAAAGGGCUCAGGUCUCUGUGGAAGAAAAUGGCUUUAUACGCAUCACAAUUCCAGUGGACUUCACCUGGCGCCCUGGGCAGCACUGCUUCCUCCGCUUUACAAGCUUCGGUAUUUUACCAGCUCUCUCGGCGCAUCCUUUCACCAUAUGCUCUCUGCCAUCAAGGCAACUAGGUGUAAAGUCGCAGCUCAUCUUCUAUAUUCGUCAUCAAGGCGGCUUUACUGCCAAGGUGUACGACUAUGCUAUGAAGCACCCCAAUGCUAUGGUUCCUGUACUUAUUGAUGGUCCAUAUGGAGGCAUCAACAUGCAGUCAUAUUUCCAGAGCGACCAUCUUCUUGUGAUUGCAGGAGGCUCGGGCGUGUGUUGGACUUUGCCGUUCAUCGAGCAGUUUAUCACGUGCCGUUCGACGCCCAUUGAUGAGGAAUAUGGCCUGGCUGAAGAACGUGACAUUAAACAGGCAACAAGUGACAACGAGUCCCGUCGUGUUUGCAAGAUCUCUGUUCCCAGCUCGCUGCGACUGAUACUAGCGACCAAAGACAUUACCAGCCGAGCUUGGUAUAUUCGAGCUGUCAACAAGCUCCUGGCAGAGCACUCAAUGGCAAAUUCACUGCCCAAAAUUCAGAUACAGGUGCACCUGACUGGCGAGGCUAUAGAAGAAAUCCAUUCUUCGGAAGAGCAGUCCGCGUUGCCAGAAAAGUCCAACGGUGGAAGAAAACCAGCAGAAACCUCCACAUCAGUGGAGGAAUGCGAAGGCCGGCCACAGCUACCUAUUAUUAUUCAAGAAGUGGCAAGGGCCAUGGAAGUAGGUGAGUCGCUUGGCGUUUAUGUCUGCGGGCCAACAACUAUGCAAAAUGAUGCUCGCAAUGCUGUUGCAGAUGUGAACUUGAACAUCCUUCAAGGUUCAAAGUCUGGAGGCGCUUAUCUACAUUGCGAGCACUUCUCAUGGGCAUAG
Molecule: messenger RNA, 1872 nt
Organism: Penicillium odoratum
Lineage: Eukaryota; Fungi; Ascomycota; Eurotiomycetes; Eurotiales; Aspergillaceae
Product: ferric reductase family protein
Exons: 6
Coding region: 1-1872 (623 amino acids)
Biological process (GO): iron ion transport; intracellular iron ion homeostasis; copper ion import
Cellular component (GO): plasma membrane
Molecular function (GO): ferric-chelate reductase activity
Source: RefSeq, a predicted model, not a curated record